Acanthoscelides obtectus is the source of this 313-nucleotide messenger RNA. NCBI's taxonomy places the organism in Eukaryota, Metazoa, Arthropoda, Insecta, Coleoptera, Chrysomelidae. The record is from the annotation of a GenBank genome assembly.
AAGAGAUUUAGAAGGUACAUGAAUAAUUAGUUACGAAAUUACGAAAAUACCUGGAUAACUAAUUACAAAAAUACAUGGAUAACUAGUUACAAAAUUGCGAACACUACGGCUAUGGUAUAUAUGCCUACUCAGCAUGUAGGUACUUAUAAGCCAUGAUUAUUAUUGAACAUCAUCUUCUAAAGGUUGAUAGUCGAGAUUUAGCUUGCUCGUCUACAUGUAUUUCGCUGGUAGUUGCUGAAUUAAGCAAAAGAAGAGCAUUACUCAGACUGCUCCGUCAGUAACUGCUCAAUAGUCUUUUGUAACAGGAUUUCAU